Messenger RNA from Penicillium subrubescens, 429 nucleotides. RefSeq lists its product as uncharacterized. The transcript is spliced from 3 exons. Bases 1 to 429 code for a protein of 142 amino acids. The record is from RefSeq and is a predicted model, not a curated record. NCBI's taxonomy places the organism in Eukaryota, Fungi, Ascomycota, Eurotiomycetes, Eurotiales, Aspergillaceae.
AUGUAUACUAAGUGGUGUAGUGCUCUUGCGACAUCUGUUCCGACGAUGUAUAAUUGCACAUGGAUAAAUAAGGUGAUUUGGAAAGGGCGAUUCUCCCUGAUCAACGAUGCUGCUAUGAUGGAGAGCGGCAACACAAUGACGAACUGUCCUGAGCAAAGAGAAAAUAACACGCUCAUUCGUUUCGGAAAUUGUGCUGAGACAUACCCAUUCGUUCAUAUAUCCCAGCACGGCGGAAAUCCCGCUGCAGUUCAUGGAAUUGCGCUUCAACGCCAAGGAGUUCUUCCCGCAUAUUACGAGGAUAACUUGUCCGGCAGUGUUUGGCAAAAUGUACGACCACUCUGUGCUAAUUGUCGAGAGCUGACUGAGAUGCGGCUUGGAUGUGUCGCCAAUUUUGAUCCAUUGGCUGAUGCGAACGGCGCGCCACCUUGA